This is a messenger RNA of Micropterus salmoides (largemouth bass), 4185 nucleotides long. It is a transcript of the gene grk5l, whose product is annotated as G protein-coupled receptor kinase 5 like. Gene Ontology annotation, cellular component: cytoplasm. Gene Ontology annotation, molecular function: G protein-coupled receptor kinase activity; ATP binding. The coding region runs from base 438 to 2192 and encodes 584 amino acids. The record is from RefSeq and is a predicted model, not a curated record. Gene Ontology annotation, biological process: protein phosphorylation; signal transduction; regulation of signal transduction. Lineage: Eukaryota; Metazoa; Chordata; Actinopteri; Centrarchiformes; Centrarchidae. The transcript is spliced from 16 exons.
GGGCGCACGCUGUUGUCCUCUCUUGUGCGAUCAGCCAACCCCUGCCGUUGUAAUGUAAAGCUGGUAGUAUCCUGGUGUACCGCUGUAAAGAAUCCGCUGAAAGGACCCGGUUUACAUACAUCGAUGCCUCAAACUUGAAUAGUUCCUGCAUCGGAGAGAUUCUGCAGCCAAAUUACGCAUGGAAUGGUUUUGGGGGGAUUGGAGUAGAAAUGCAGCGCCGCACGUCCAGCUCACAACAAGAACCAUGCCCAGCUUACAUUGCAAGCAAAUCUAUGACAUCCUGUUUUAUCUUCUACGAGUUUGAUAUGAGUGAAAUUUGUUCGGACACCGACGAGGAGUGAAGACAUACACAGACCAGAAGCCGAAGGACGCUGUUUUCGCUGCAGACGCGUGUGUACCGAAAACCUCUGCAUUUAGGAUUUCGCUCUUCUCUUUUGAUGGAGCUGGAGAACAUAGUAGCCAACACUGUACUGCUAAAAGCGAGAGAGGGUGGAGGAGGAAAGCGGAAAGGCAGGAGCAAAAAAUGGAAGGAGAUCCUUCGCUUCCCCCAUAUAAGCCAGUGCACUGAGCUGGGAAACAGCAUUGAGAGGGACUAUGUUGGCAUCUGUGAGAAACAGCCUAUCGGAAGGCUUCUCUUCCGUCUUUAUUGUGAGACCAGAACUAAAUUGCAACGAUGCAUCCAGCUUCUGGACGCAAUGGAAGACUAUGAGGUGACACCUGAUGAAAAAAGAAAAAGCAGAGGGGACCAGAUCAUUGAGACAUUUCUCUCCAAAGAAUCGCCUCAGCGUGUAGACAUAGCAGAGGCUUUUGCAGACCAGUGCCGGGAAAACCUCGAGCUCAGUCCAUGUAAGGAGAUCUUCAACAACUGCCGCAAGGCCGUCCAUGACUAUCUGAGUGGAGAUCCGUUCUUGGACUACCAGAACAGCAUGUACUUUGACCGAUUCCUGCAGUGGAAGGUGCUGGAGAGGCAACCAAUCACGAAAGACACGUUCAGGCAGUACCGAGUGCUGGGGAAGGGGGGAUUCGGAGAGGUGUGUGCCUGCCAGGUUAGAGCUACAGGGAAGAUGUACGCCUGCAAGAAGCUGGAAAAGAAGAGGAUAAAGAAGAGGAAAGGAGAGUCCAUGGCUCUAAACGAGAAGCAGAUUUUAGAGAAGGUCAACAGUAGAUUUGUUGUGAGCUUAGCGUAUGCAUACGAGACCAAAGACGCUCUGUGUCUGGUGCUGACCAUCAUGAACGGUGGAGACCUCAAGUUUCACAUCUACAACAUGGGCACGCCAGGCUUUGAGAAGGACAGGGUCCAGUUCUACGCUGCUCAAAUCUGCUGUGGACUCGAGCAUUUGCACAGGGAAUCCAUCGUCUACAGGGAUUUGAAGCCGGAGAAUAUCCUAUUAGAUGACAAUGGACACAUCCGUAUUUCUGACCUGGGGCUGGCCAUCAAAGUGCCUGAAGGAGAACUCAUCAGAGGCAGGGUGGGGACUGUGGGUUACAUGGCUCCGGAGGUAAUAAACAAUGAAAAGUACGCAAUGAGUCCUGAUUGGUGGGGGCUGGGCUGCCUUAUUUACGAGAUGACGGCCGGGCGAUCACCCUUCCGCGCCCGCAAAGAACGAGUGAAACGGGAGGAGGUGGAGAGGAGGGUGCAGGAAGAAGAGGAGGAGUACAACGACAAGUUUACAGAGGACACCAAGGCUAUCUGUAGAAUGCUGCUGACCAAAGACCCUAAGCAGAGGCUGGGGUGCCUGGCGGAUGGGGAAGCGGGCGUAGAGGCCCACUCGUUCUUCAAAAACAUCAACUUCAAGAGGCUGGAGGCUGGAAUAAUGGAGCCUCCUUUUGCGCCUGAUCCUCGGGCAGUGUACUGUAAGGAUGUUUUGGACAUUGAGCAAUUCUCCACAGUCAAGGGAGUAAAUUUGGACCAAACUGACAAUGACUUCUACUCCAAAUUUGCUACAGGCAGUGUUUCCAUCCCAUGGCAGAAUGAGAUGAUAGAAACGGAGUGUUUCAGAGAUUUGAAUGUGUUUGGGCCUCAAGGGACGAGACCUCCCGAUCUGGACUGGAAUCAGCCACCAGAGCCACCCAGACGGAGCCUGCUGGACAGGAUCUUCAGGAGACAUCACCCAGAGGUGUCUAUUUCCCACAGCCGUGUGCAGUCUUCCAGUGUAAACUCUGUGGACUCCAUGUCCAACUCUGCCCCCUAGUGGCACAGAGACAGUGUGGGAGCCACACACUCUCAAAGGGAAGGAGUUGCGAGGGGCUUUCCCGCUGCUGAUUGGUCCACAGCCCGGGCCUGAGCAGCAGCCGGAGAAAGCCUGUAAAAGCCUAAAUGGUCAGCCCAUGGGGGGGGGGGGGUGACCAAGCCCUGAGACCCUGGGCAUUUGUAGUGGGUUGGUCAAUGUUGCAGAGACGUUUGGAAAUAUUCAGACAAACCUUUCUUACCCUCAGGACUGUUGGACUGCCGAACAGAGCCACUGAUGUUGAUGAAAACAGAGAAGGAUAGAAAACAAGUUAAUAUUCAGGGGAUCCACUGUAUAAUAAAGACCACCACAGGGAAUAGAAGAUGGGGUCUUGGUGAAUUUUUUGUUUUUCCACAAAAGGAAUUUCUUUUUCACUAAUUUUUUUUCUGGCCUGUUUCUUGUACCAAUAUCUGUCCAUCUAUCUACAUCCCUCCGAGUGUCACCGUCUAUACUUAAUCUAACUUAUUCUUUCUCUCUGUUUCCACCUCCCAUACCUCAGCUCACUCCUACAACAUUCAGAACACAUCACCUCAACAACCUCAACACAUAACGUACAUUGCCUUGCGUACACUCAGGCCAAAGAUUACACUUUUAGUUUUGUGAAACUUUUGUCAUGUUGAUUUAUUGGUUAUUGCAGGUUUUCAGCCGUCAUUUAGAACCACAGGAGGAUCUGAGUGUGUGAUCCUUUUUAUACAUUUCUCUAAAUAUGAGCCUGCAGACAUAUCAUAUUGCUCAAAGCACACAUACAGUACGUACAUACAUACAAAAUCAGAUAGACAGAAUUGUGAGAAUCGUGUUGUGUUUUCAUUGCAUGGAAAAGUGUAAGUAUGUACAGCUGUAUCCCUUUUUGCUUCUGCAUACCUCAUUCCACGAUCGUAUACCGUGCACAGACGUCGCCCUCGGUUAACAGUGUCACUUUAUAUUUGACAUUAUGUGGAGUUUGAAAAACAAAUUAAUAUGCUGUACAGAAAGAGAAAUCUCUUGUUUUGUUCUUUGCUCAGUUUUCUGCACAGUCCCCCUGGAGUGGAGAGGAACACAUGCACUCAGCCCGACUUACAAGUUGCACAAUUUGAAAUACUGUCAUGCUGUUUCUUCACCAAAAUCACAAUGUUUUUACCUCGGAUCAUUAAGGCACAUUAUUUUAUUGAUAUUGUCACACACCGCUUGUUUUGUAUACCACAGACUAAAGUGUUCUUGGUCUCCCUAUGCCUUUUCCAUUUAAAAGAUAUUGCUGCAUUGUUGUCAGAUGUACAGGUUUUUAUAUGUUACCCCUUUUCACUUACUUUUUAACAUGCUCUUCAAAAUGCCUCACAAAUCUAAAGGGUCUUCCUCUUGUGUCCAACCAUAAUCGAAGACACAGGGUAUAUGUGAAAGGUUUAUCUUAUGUGAAUUUUAUUUUAAGCUGUCCCGUUCAUUCGGGAGAUGAAUGAGGAGAGGUGAGGAAGACACCAGAGGAUCCCACAAACACCACACAAAGAAGUGGCCUUCGAGCAGCAGCACAGCUUGUUUUUAAGAAUAUGGUUUUUUCCUUGUUUGAGGUAAUGAAAACUGGUCCAUGCAGUAAUUAAUCGACCAUACCAAUCUCACACAAGCCUGUUUUUUUGGGGUUUUUUUUCUCUGCGUACUUGAUGUAAAAGGGAGAAAAAUAAUCUGAAUCAGACUGAAGUGCCUCCUUGUUAGCAUGAUCUCGCAGACAAUGCCCACACAGACAUCAGCACUUUGUUUAUUCUCUGACUGUCGUGCUCUGUUUGUUUCGCUGGGGAACCUGUCAACACACAAAUACACACAGACUCACAGUGUUUGUUGGAAGUGAAGGAAGAAGGCGGAGGAACCGAUGGAGAGGUGCGAGUCAAUAAGGGAAUUCUCCUUAAUGUGAUGUUGCUGAGUGCAUGUGAAAGCCAUACCCACUGUGUCCUUCAAGUCCCAAUAAACUCUGUGCUAUAGUUUGAGUACUCCA